Molecule: messenger RNA, 1242 nt
Organism: Aureobasidium namibiae CBS 147.97
Lineage: Eukaryota; Fungi; Ascomycota; Dothideomycetes; Dothideales; Saccotheciaceae
Exons: 3
Coding region: 1-1242 (413 amino acids)
Source: RefSeq, a predicted model, not a curated record
AUGACGACGAAAGCACACCACGAGAAGCCGAACCUCCGUUGGGAUGCCCUCACACCGACCAUCAUCACAACCACAUUGGCGACUGCUGUGGUGAUAUUAAGACUGAUAGUACGAUGCAAAUUUGUCAAGGCUGUAGGCUUUGAUGAUUUUGUCAUCUUGGUGUCGCUUUUCCUUUCCUGGGUCGUCCUUGGCCUUACCGUGGCCAUGGUCGUGACAGGAUUUGGCAGCUACGCCUGGGUCAACCCUCUCGAUCUACACUCGACGACAGCCAAACUCUUCCUCAGCUGGAAUGUCCUCUACGUCGUCCUCAUCCAUGUCACCAAAGCUUCGAUCUUGACCCAAUACCUUCGCAUUUUCCCCACCCGUACAAUGCGACGACUCACAUGGCUUCUGUUUGCGGCUCUCGUGCCGUCUGUAAUGUGGGGCGUGUUUGCCUCCAUCUUCUUCUGUAAUCCGGUCAGGAAGAUAUGGAGACCGAUGGUGCCUGGAAAGUGCAUCAGUACGAGGACGUAUUGGUUGAGUGUGUCGGCUGUGAACAUCGUGCUGGAUUUUGCUGUGUUGGCGUUGCCUAUGCCAGUCAUCUCGCGCUUGAAGUUGCCGAAGCGGCAGAAGAUUGCUUUGGUGGGCGUCUUCCUGUUGGGUUUCUUUACAUGCGCAGUAUCGGUUGUUAGACUUGUAUUGGUGCACAACGCGUACGCUCGACACGAUUUUACGGCGUCAUCAGCAGAAGCGGUGACGUGGUCAAUGGUCGAAGCCAACGUGGGCAUAAUUUGCGCGUCUAUGCUCGCCUUGAAGCCGCUGAUCGUGUACUUCUUCCCUCAAGCGACCAAAGAACGACAAGCGCCUCGAUGGAGUCUUACACUCAACACAGUUCCCACGACCGAAGCAUCCGAGCCCGAUGCCGAAAAAGGACAGACAGGACAGCAGAGAGAGUCAGUCACAACUGCAAGAUCCAUGUCUAGUACAGACAGACUGGCAAGAAUUACGGAAGAGCUUGAGGGGUCUGAUGAGUUGACGCUGGUUGGUACGCGGCAGAGCUACGUGAAGCCAGAUGUGAAGAGGGAAAGGACCAGGAGUUGGAGCGAACAGACUAUACUCGAUAUGGAGGGGGCGAUAACAAGACCUGAGAUGGUGGCCACGAGUCCGUUGAGAGCACAUAUGGCUGAAGAAGAGUUGAACGAGCAGAUGGCCGCGCUCGACAUCAGGCGUCAGUUGAGUGGUGGGAGGUAUCAUGACCAGUAG